Molecule: messenger RNA, 1602 nt
Organism: Suillus paluster
Lineage: Eukaryota; Fungi; Basidiomycota; Agaricomycetes; Boletales; Suillaceae
Product: cytochrome P450
Exons: 12
Coding region: 1-1602 (533 amino acids)
Molecular function (GO): iron ion binding; monooxygenase activity; oxidoreductase activity, acting on paired donors, with incorporation or reduction of molecular oxygen
Source: RefSeq, a predicted model, not a curated record
AUGCGUUCAGUUGGCACAUUCAAUAUCGCUUGUUCAUUUGCAGCACUUUGGGCCUUUGUCAAAGUUCUAAGGGCCCUCCGCUGGCGAUUGAAGACGACUCAACUGCGGGGUCCACCUCGUUCCAGCAUCGUAUAUGGUGUUUCAAACGACCUCACUUCAUCUACAGACACUGCUGCAAUGUAUGAACGUUGGGCGGACGAAUAUGGGGUAGUAUAUAUGAUUCCGAGCGUCCUCGGGCAGACUAGAAUCGUGCUAUGUGACCCAAAAGCUAUAGCACAUUUUUAUGCCCGAGAGACAUGGACCUAUGUGCGGACGCCCCUUGCGUCAGUGCUCUUAGAGGCCUUGAUUGGCAGAGGGGUACUAUGGUCUAACGGUGAAAGCCACAGGAGGCAGCGGAAGGCCAUCACGCCAGCUUUUAGUAACGCAGCUAUUCGGAAACUUACAUCAGUGUUCUAUGACUCAGCAUACAAGGUCAAGGGUGCAUGGGAUACUGCUAUAGAAUCCAGCAAGGAUGGAAAUGCGGUCAUUGAAGUCCAGAACUGGAUGAAUCAUACCUCUCUAGAUACGAUUGGCAUCGCCGGUUUCUCCCAUGAUUUUGGCUCGCUCGAUGGGAAGCACGCUACCGUGACCGAAGUGUUUGAUACGUUCGGGAACAAUGCACGGGCCUCAGCGAGGAACAAGGUUUUUAUGUUGCUCGCGCAAGUAUUUCCUACCAUCGCCAAGAUUCCCACUAAGCGGACGAUUCUGACCAAGAAACUUGGCGCAACCAUGGGCGAAAUAUCCAACAAAUUGUUGAUCCGCAGUCGCCAGGAGAAGGACGCGAACAUGAACGAGGCAGAAGAGGAGAAGUCCGUUAUUGGACUGUUGCUCAAAGCCGAAGGUCAGGAUGCCGAGCUUCGUCUGUCCGAGGAGGAAGUAGUGGCUGAGAUGAAGGUCUUGCUUGUCGCAGGUUACGAGACUACAUCCGUCAGUCUUACGUGGGCACUAAUCGAACUAUCGCGACACCUCGAUGUCCAAAUCAGACUCAGAGAGGAACUGCUUGCGUUUGGUGCUGAUCCGACAUAUGACCAAUUAAAAGCCAACCUCCCGUUCUUGGAUGCUGUUGUCCAUGAAAUUCUACGACUCCAUCCCCCGAUACCCGAAUUCGUUCGGCUUGCAACCGCAGACGAUGUUAUUCCUUUGGGUGAACCUGUGCGCACGGCGUCCGGGAAAAUGACCGACAGUAUAUCUGUAGCCAAGGGGUCAUUGAUUAGGAUCUCAGUCAGGGCCAUCAAUCGCUCUUUCUCCAUCUGGGGACCUGACGCAAAGGAAUUCAAGCCCGACCGUUGGCUAACUGAAGAGGGCAUCAGUGGGAAGGCCAAGGAAGUCCAAGGUCAUAGGCAUUUGCUGACAUUUUCUGACGGCCCGAGGACAUGUCUUGGAAAAGAAUUUGCACUUGCGGAAUUCAAGACGGUUUUAUCGGUUCUGGUGAAGAAUUUCAUGUUUGAGAUGCGGGAUGGACCAGAUACUCAGCUUGAGAUUGCGAGGGGACUUUUGCCUCGUCCGCGGGUUGUUGGAGAGGAUGGUAUUGGAGUACCUUUACGCGUUCGUCGGUACGAAUGA